This is a messenger RNA of Juglans microcarpa x Juglans regia, 1415 nucleotides long. Its product is annotated as KRR1 small subunit processome component homolog. NCBI's taxonomy places the organism in Eukaryota, Viridiplantae, Streptophyta, Magnoliopsida, Fagales, Juglandaceae. The transcript has 12 exons. Gene Ontology annotation, molecular function: RNA binding. Gene Ontology annotation, cellular component: small-subunit processome; nucleolus. Bases 96 to 1241 code for a protein of 381 amino acids. The record is from RefSeq and is a predicted model, not a curated record.
AACCCUUUUGCUUUACAGCUCUCUCUCUUUCCUCUCGCUCUGUCCAGGGUUUACAAUAGCUCGGCUUUGUCUCGGCUGCAUAUCCAUAGUCAGAGAUGGAGCAAGAGUACGACGGCGACGUUUCACAUCCGCCGAAUUCGAAGAAGCACAAGGGGAAGCACGACAAGCCUAAGCCAUGGGACGAGGACCCCAACAUUGACCACUGGAAGAUCGACAAGUUCGACGCGUCCUGGAACGAAUCCGGUUUGCUCGAAGUCAGCUCCUUCUCCACUCUCUUCCCUCAAUACAGAGAAAAGUAUUUGCAAGAGGUUUGGCCCAAUGUGAAAUCCGCUUUGAAAGAGUAUGGCAUUUCGGGUGAACUUAAUCUGGUAGAGGGUUCCAUGACAGUUUCCACGACCAGAAAGACCAGGGACCCUUAUAUCAUCAUUAAGGCUAGGGAUCUUAUUAAGCUUUUGUCAAGAAGUGUUCCUGUACAUCAGGCAAUAAAAAUUCUGGAUGAUGAAAUCCAAUGUGACAUCAUCAAGAUUGCCAACUUGGUCCGUAAUAAGGAGCGAUUUGUGAAACGCAGGCAACAUCUUGUUGGUCCUAAUUCUUCCACUUUAAAGGCACUUGAAAUACUGACAGGCUGCUAUAUACUCGUUCAGGGCAAUACAGUUGCUGCUAUGGGUUCAUUUAAAGGUUUGAAGCAAGUCAGGAGGAUUGUGGAAGACUGCAUACUAAAUAAAAUGCAUCCUGUAUACCAUAUCAAGGUUCUUAUGAUGAAGAAAGAACUUGAAAAGGAUCCAGCACUUGCACAUGAAAACUGGGAUAGGUUUCUUCCAAAGUUCAAAAAGAAAAAUGUUAAACAAAAGAAGGUUAAGACUAAAGAAAAGAAACCGUAUACACCUUUCCCUCCUCCACAACAGCCUAGCAAGAUUGACGAACAAUUGGCGAGUGGAGAAUUCUUCAUGUCACAGAAAAAGAAAUCAGCUAAGAAGUGGCGAGAGAAGCAGGAGCAGCAGGCACAGAAAACAGCAGAAAACAAAAGAAAAAGAGAAGCUGCAUUUGUUCCCCCAGAGGAGCCGAGAGACCGGGAGGCAAAGUCUGAGGAUAAUAAUAAAGAUGUGGCAGCCAUGGCCAUGUCUCUCAAGAAAAAGGCUGAGGAGUUUGGGAAGCAAAAAUUGAGUGUGAAUAUCAAUGCUGAAGCCUAUAUUGCAGCAACUGGAGAAACUUCGAGAAAGAAAUCCAAGCGCUCAUUGUGAGGAUCAAUGCUGAUGCUUAUACGGCAGCAGCCUCGGUCUCAUAUUGCAGUAAGUAUGACGUGUUUAGUGAAUGAGAGAAGUUGCAUGGAUGAUCCGGCCAAGCUUGUACGAGUCGGAGUCUUAAAAUCUUGCCGUGCAUGAGAAGAAAGCUAAUUUAUUGAACAAAGAAAAUGA